CUCAUCAAACUGGUUCACGAUGGCCCACCGAACGAACGGCAUAACAAUUGGCAAACGCGUCCGCGUCCGUGUGGUAAACCUGUUGUUGUUGGGUGGCGGAAAAAUUCUUGAGCCGGAGAAAAAAGAUGCAUUAUAAAUAGGUCAGGUCCGAUAAAUCGGCACCUUAGUUCGAGCUGAGCGGAACACCGGGUAGCAUCGGCAUCCGAUAAUCCGGGGCAAACAAGUGAUCAUCAUGGUUUCAACGGUGGUGAGAAGUUCGUUGGUGGUUCUGCUACUGGUGAUCGGGGCGAUCUACGCUGCUCCACCGCAGAAGCCGUACGAAAAGCUGUCGGCACUGAAGGCCCGCUCCGAACAGCAGGCGGUGGACCGGAACGACAGUUCCGAGGCUUCCGGUUCGUCAGCCGAGCAAGACAGCGAGGAAACGCUGGAGAAAAUCCAGGCCAAAUCGGCCCAAUACUCCUACGACUCGUCGGUCAACGAUACGAUCAACGACCACACGAUCCAGCGCCAGGAGGAACGCAACGGGCUGUCCCUGAAGGGCAUGUACUCGUACAGCGAUGGAUUCUUCAAGCGCACGGUUCACUACGAGGCAGACGAUAAGGGCUACCGGGUGGUGAAGGAGAUCAACAUCCCGAUCGGCAACGGGCCACAGGUGAAUCCGAAGGGCAAGGCGGACGUUUCGUCCUCGCUGGCCGGCUCCUACUCCAUCACGGCGUACGAUAUUGCGAAGCCGCAGCGAAAGCAGGCCGUAGUGGCUCCGGCCGACGCCGACUCGAACGAAAGUGGCGCCGAUGACAAACAGAGUGCGUAGAGUGUCCAGUGCUCCUGCGAAUGUGGAUUAAAUCAUGUUAUUUAUCAACCUACUAGUGGUGUCUUUACUUAUGACCUGUGAAAGAAUAUACCGGACUUGAGUUUAGUGAUGAGUGUGAUCACACGUUGAAGCUUCAAGGUGGCCACCGAAUGGCCGAAAAGGACGGGGCAAACAAGUGAGCUCGAG
This is a messenger RNA of Anopheles bellator, 997 nucleotides long. RefSeq lists its product as uncharacterized. NCBI's taxonomy places the organism in Eukaryota, Metazoa, Arthropoda, Insecta, Diptera, Culicidae. The transcript has a single exon. Bases 233 to 811 code for a protein of 192 amino acids. Gene Ontology annotation, cellular component: extracellular matrix. The record is from RefSeq and is a predicted model, not a curated record.